AUGGCGGCACGACCAGCACUGGUAGUGCCUGCACUUAAGAAGCACACUGCAACCGUGAUUAUGGCUCACGGGUUGGGCGACAGUGGUGCAGGAUGGGUGUCGCUUGCUGAGAACUGGCGACGACGGGGAAAGUUCGAAGACGUCAAGUUUAUCUUUCCCAAUGCACCGAGCAUUCCCAUCACUGUGAACUUUGGAAUGGCGAUGCCGGGCUGGUACGAUAUCCUUAACUUCUCCGAGCUGAGACAGGCACACGAUGAGCCGGGUAUCCUCCGCAGCCGAGCCACCUUUUCGAAACUGAUCACGGAUGAAGUCGCGGCGGGCAUCCCCUCUAACCGUAUUAUUCUCGGUGGCUUCUCUCAAGGCGGCGCAAUGUCCAUUUUCACCGGUGUUACGACGCCGCACAAACUGGCCGGCGUGUUUGGAUUGAGUUGCUAUCUACUUCUGGGGGACAAGGUGAAAGAGUUCGCUAAAGAAGCCAACGGGGCCAACAAGGAUACGCCAUUCUUCCUAGGCCACGGCGACGCCGAUGAGGUGGUCAAGUACAGAUGGGGCGUGCAGUCGGCGGAGUUCUUGAAGAAUGAGCUGGGUCACAAGGUUGAGUUCAAGACAUACAAGGAUCUCCCUCACACUGUGGACGUAGAAGGGAUCGACGACUUGGAGGUGUUCAUCAAGGACUGUUUGAAGCCUACCGAGUCUCUGUGA
Molecule: messenger RNA, 702 nt
Organism: Capronia epimyces CBS 606.96
Lineage: Eukaryota; Fungi; Ascomycota; Eurotiomycetes; Chaetothyriales; Herpotrichiellaceae
Product: acyl-protein thioesterase 1
Exons: 6
Coding region: 1-702 (233 amino acids)
Biological process (GO): protein depalmitoylation
Cellular component (GO): cytoplasm
Molecular function (GO): carboxylic ester hydrolase activity; palmitoyl-(protein) hydrolase activity
Source: RefSeq, a predicted model, not a curated record